AUGAUCGGCACGGAGGUGUUCCUGGUGACGGUCCUGUCAGUCGUCCUGCUGCCCGGGGAGGCCUUUGUAGUGACCAGGGGCUGUGAGACGGACCUGGACUGUGUUGUGGCGGGAGUGGGAGGGUGCUGCGCCCGGUGGAACCCCUACCUCAGCCUCAAGACGUGCAAGCCGCUGGGCAGGAGAGGUGAGAGAUGUCACACCGCCACCAACAACAUCCCCUACCCGUACGAUGGCCAGCGGAAGUACUGGCGCUGCCCGUGCGAAAGAUCCCUGUCCUGCAUGGCGGUAGGAAACAGCCCAGUCGGCUUCUGCCGAGCUCCUCUCUCGGGGCAAGGCGCAACCUACGCCGGGAAGCAUGGCCACUCCGUCACGGUGCCUUUGGAGGACGGCACGGAGCUGGUCAAGCUGGUGGAGACGAAACGAAAGAGCGGUUUAUCUGGUAAAAACAGGGGCGUUCUUGUGGAUAGGAAGGACUAUACAGACUUACAUGAGUAUUUUGAUGAUCGUGCACCCACACACGAUGCUGAUUAUAUCGGUUAACAUGUGUAUUACAUG
This is a messenger RNA of Branchiostoma belcheri (Belcher's lancelet), 555 nucleotides long. RefSeq lists its product as uncharacterized. Bases 1 to 540 code for a protein of 179 amino acids. NCBI's taxonomy places the organism in Eukaryota, Metazoa, Chordata, Leptocardii, Amphioxiformes, Branchiostomatidae. The transcript has 4 exons. The record is from RefSeq and is a predicted model, not a curated record.